AUGUUCCCUGAGGGAAUUACUUUUGAACGAGUGGAUCCUUACAGCCUAGUGAAGGGAAGCAAGUUUGUCAGCAAGAAUGCUUUCAAGAAGCAUUUGAGGGCCUACUAUGUGAAGCAUAGACAUCAGGUCAAGUUUAAAGAUUCAAACAACUACAAGAUUAGGGUGAAGUGCAUUCAUCAUGAGAAGACCAAGUGUCCUAUGUUAAUUUAUGGAAGAGUUUUGAAGGGUGAAGGAACUACAUUUACUCUGAGAAGUUGGAAUGUGAAGCACACAUGCAAUGGAAAUGUUAAAAGGGAGAACAGAUGUGAAAAUCCAGAAUUUGUAGCUGACUGGUACAUGCAAAGGUUGGAGACUCUUGGUAACAAAAACAAAAUCCCUGAUCCUGAAUCAUUGGCAAAUGAGUUCAACAAAACAAUGAAAGUGAACAUUAAGUACCAUACAGCAUGGAGAGCAAGAAAUAUUGUGUUGCAGAAUCUUCAUGGCAGCUAUGAGGAGCAGUACAAGAAAAUUCCUGCAUUCUGUGAAAUGGUGAAGGAAAAAAUGCCUGGCAGUGUAGCUAGUUUCUCAUAUGGAAGCACAAACAACACAUUCUUGUCAAUGACACUCUGCUUCAAGCCUGCUAUAGAAGGAUUCUUGGCUGGAUGUAGGAAAAUCAUUGGAUUGGAUGUUUGUCAUUUGUAUGGGAAGUAUGGUGGUGUGUUACUGGUUGCAACAGGUCUAGAUGGUCAGAAUGGUUUAGUACCUCUUGGUAUAAUGGUGUGUAGGAAUGAAACCAUUGAGAACUGGAAGAUUUUUCUCAAAGACUUGAAAGCUAUACUGGGUAAAGACUUGCAUUUCACCAUUAUAUCAGAAAAGCAGAAGGGGAUUAGUGAAGCUUGUGACAAAUACUUCUUCUUGGAUGAGCACACAUUAUGUUUCAGACAUUUUAUGAAGAAUUUCAAGAAGUAUUUCAAGUUAUACAACUUACAUGUUCAUUUCUGGAAUACUGCCAAAUGUUACAAGAAGAGACACUAUCAGCAACACAUGGAUAAAUUAUUUGUUGAGGAUGAAAAAGCUGCACUGUAUCUCAUAUAUCAAAAACCUGAAAGCUGGUCUAGGUCUCAUUUCUCAAAUGACAGCAAGUGUGAGCACAUCAACAAUAAUUUCUCAGAAUCUUUCAACAACAUGGCCAAGCCCUUUAGAGAUAAGCCAAUCAUUACACUUGCACAAAUGUAUAAUAAACUAGUGAUGGGUCUUUUCUUCAAGAUGAGGAAUGAAAGUGAAAACUGGCAGGAUCGUGAGAUAGUUCCAAAGUUGUUUGCAGUGGCAUCUGGGGGAUUUCCCUGUCAACAUGCUAUAGUUGCUUUAACACCAUUGAGACCAAACUGGGUUGACUACUGUGACCCUGUAUACAGUGUGGAAUACUACAAAAAGACAUAUGCUCCAGAGUUUGAACCACUGUCAGCUGAAAUUGACUGGAAUAUACUGGUAGAGUUCAUUAAUCCUCCUGUUAUCAUAAGAAAAACUGGAAGGCCAAGAAAGAAGAGUAUUCCUUCUUAUGAUGAAGCUGGAAGUGUGAAGAAAAUGAGAAAGUGUAAGAAGUGUGGAGUUUAUGGUCACUAUGCAAUAACUUGUGCUGGUGGAGAGGUUGGAAAGAAUCCAAAGGGAGAAAAACCUAGAACCUGUGUUGAUGGCUCAACAUCAUCUACUUAUGUCCCUGAACCACCAAAAAGAAAGUACAAUAGAAAGAAACCGGUUGUUAGUGCUUCUGCAGGUGCAUCUACUACUGCUAAGGAAGGAAUGAAGAACCAAAACAAUUCAGAAUCUUCUAAACAAGGUGUUGCAAAAGGGAGAAAGAGAAAGGCUUCUUCUCAACCUGCUUUCAAUCAGACUAAUCAACAUGUUGGAUCUGUCAACAACAAAGUCACCUUCACAGUUGCAGAUCCAAAGGGAAAGAAGAAACCAAAGAAGUACAUGAAAGUCUGUUGGGUUGGUUGUCUCUUUUGUUUUUGUUCUGUGACUGGAUCUGAACAAUAUGGUUGA
Papaver somniferum (opium poppy) is the source of this 2022-nucleotide messenger RNA. RefSeq lists its product as uncharacterized. The transcript is spliced from 7 exons. The record is from RefSeq and is a predicted model, not a curated record. The coding region runs from base 1 to 2022 and encodes 673 amino acids. NCBI's taxonomy places the organism in Eukaryota, Viridiplantae, Streptophyta, Magnoliopsida, Ranunculales, Papaveraceae.